UUAAUUGUUACAAAAAGUAUGCCCAUGUGAACACAAUGAUAAGGCAUCUCCCAGGGCCUUGACAAAAGGUACCUGCAAUACAGGGGCCUUUGAUACUUAAAUGCUAUUCGUUUCAUUGUAAAGCGGCCUCUACCCGGCUCAUUUUUGGAAAAUAUUUAACUUGGCAACACAUUAAACUCUAUUUUUGAACAACCUUUGCAGGUCUGCCCUAUAUGUAUUUAGUUUUGUUUUGGAAUAACAAGUCGACUAGGAAGGCAAACGUCCGUUGGAAGAAAACCGUGAAACCUCUGUAUAAACACCCUUCCCCAGGUUGCCAACACUUGCACCCUAGCGACGGGACUGUGUGGAAGGAUGCUUGGACCUGGGCAUGCGCGUUUGUGUCACGGGGACGCGGCGUGGCCACGCCCCCCUGUGGUCGGACCCGAGCAGCAGGCUGCUGACCUCGGCCCAGCACAUACCUCUUAGGAGGGAGGCUCUGCUCCUUGCGCCCUCAGCCCAUUUCUCGUCCUUCAGGGCCGCUUCGCCCUUUCUUCCAGGUGUCAUGGGCGCUGAUGACCACCAGGUGGCGGGGUUGCCCGCGAGGACUCUGUCGCCACCUCGUGGCCGACACCGAACACUACGCCUUCUCGCCCGUCGCUGGGGUGCUGGGGUGCAGGGAGAGUUCGUACGGCUGGGGAAUAUUAGUCACAGUGUGCUUCAAAGCCUGACCGGCAGCCCAGGAAGAAAUAUGCAGAUUCUGGGGCCUAAAGACAUCUUCCAAAGCCCUCCUUGCCCUCGGUUAGUAGAGGAUCAGUAACCCCCGACCUCAGGUCCCCCCAUAGAAGGGGCUCCCCAGCCAGUAUUCAGUAUUCAGACCCUGAACCCGAGUGAAACGCGGGGGUCGGAGGGUGGCAAGGGGAGUCCAGUCGCUUCUCUCCUGUUAGGUUCUGAGUCGUGCUCAGCACACAGUAGGAGCUUAAUAAGUGUCUAAGAAACGAAGGGCCAACUCGCGCGUUCUGUCCCGAACUCCCCCUCCCCACACACCAAGGGCGCCUGGGAGUUUCCUGUGGGUGGAGGUGCGCUAGACACCCCGUCCCGGGGACGCUGGCAGGAGUGGGAAUGCGAGCCCCCAGAAAACCGCUGAGGGGACGCUGCGCCAGGGGGAACCAAUUCAUUGCUGCGAACUUCCCCACAGAGGAGGGCGGCCGGAAGUCUGCCUCGGCUCGAGGGAGAGCCAACAUGGGAACUCAGCCUAGUCCUGGUUCUUAUUGGCUAAAACUAGGGAGCUGGGAGGAGCGAUGGACCCUGGCUUCCGCCUGACUGUUCAUUGGCUAAUUGUCGCUUAAGGCCUCGGGUUCUCAUUGGCUAAAGUCGACUCGGCGGUGUCCUACGAUCCUCCGGCUUCCUCGCGGGUUGGUAGGAGAAACAAGCCCUUGCCCCGCCCCUCGAGCAAAACCCUUCAUUUUAAACAUAAAGUUGGGGACCGGGUGGCCCUUUUCCCCGAAGCCUAAGGCUCCCUUGGGCGUUUGCUCCCCGAGGCCUUCGAGUCUUACUGAGCCAGGGAUUGAGAGAGACGCGAUCGGUGAGUGAGGCUGGAACGAAUCCUUCGCGGAACCAUCGACGCAAGGCCUCCGGGAGCGCGUGGAGGAGCUGACUGCGGCGGGCCCGGCCGGAUCCGUAGGAAUGGCAGCGGGGACGGGCGACAGGGGGCCGGGGGUCGCCGUCCCAGUGGAGCUGCGGCGCGAGAGGCGCUUGGUGUGCGUGGAGUACCCGGGCAUUGUGCGCGACGUGUCCAAGAUGCUGCCGACGCUGGGCGGUGAGGAAGGCGUCUCCCGGACCUAUGCAGACCCCACCAAGAGGCUGGAGCUGUACUUCCGGCCCAAGGACCCCUACUGCCACCCCGUGUGUGCCAACCGCUUCAGUACCAGCAGCUUGCUGCUCCGGAUCAAGAGGAAGACAAAACAGCAGAAGAGGGUGCCAGGGCCCGAGGCCCACCCCGAGGUCACGUUCGACAUGGAGAUCCUUGGCAUCGUCUCCACCAUUUACAAAUUCCAAGGAAUGUCCGACUUCCAGUACUUGGCGGUGCACACGGAGGCGGGCGGCAGGCACAUGUCGAUGUAUAACAAAGUGCUCAUGCUCAAGCCCCAGAAGGAAGCUUUCUUCCACCAGGAGCUGCCGCUCUACAUUCCCCCGCCCAUCUUCUCGCGGCUGGACACCCCGGUGGACUACUUCUACCGCCCAGAUACGCAGCACCGGGAAGGCUACAACAACCCCACCAUCUCUGGUGAGAACCUGAUCGGCCUGAGCAGGGCCCGGCGCCCCCACAACGCCAUCUUUGUCAACUUCGAGGAUGACGAGGUGCCCACACAGCCGCUGGAGGCUGCAGUCCAGACAUGGCGGAAGGUUUGCACCAACCCCCUGGACCGGAAGGUGGAGGAGGAGUUGGCGAAGCUGUUUGACAUCCGUCCCAUCUGGUCACGUAACGCCGUCAAGGCCAAUAUCAGCGUCCACCCUGACAAGCUCAAGGUCUUACUGCCCUUCAUGGCUUAUUACAUGAUAACAGGCCCCUGGAGAAGCCUAUGGAUUCGAUACGGGUAUGACCCCCGAAAAAACCCAGAUGCCAAGAUUUAUCAAGUCCUCGAUUUUCGAAUCCGUUGUGGAAUGAAAUACGGCUACGCCUCCAUCGACUUGCCGGUGAAGGCCAAGCGCAGCACCUACAACUACAGCCUCCCGAUCACCGUCACCAAGACGCCCAACCAGGCUGUCACCACCAUACAUGACCUGAAACAGGGCCUCGGCCCAUCGGGGACGGCUAGCGCUCGGAAAUCGAGCCCCAACAAGUACAAGCUCAAGGACUCGGUCUACAUCUUCCGGGAGGGGGCCUUGCCGCCGUAUCGACAGAUGUUCUACCAGUUAUGCGACCUGAGCGUGGAUGAGUUGCAGAAGAUCAUUCAUCGCAACGACGGGGCCGAGGAUUUCUGCACGGAGCGGGAUGGGUGGUGCCUCCCCAAGACCAGUGAUGACCUGAGGAAUGCCAUGUCAGUCAUGAUCCGGCAGGCCAUCCGCUCCAAGAGGCCUGCUCUCUUCUCCAGCCCGGCCCAGGCUGACGGUGGCAAAGAGCAGCUGACAUACGAGUCUGGGGGAGACGAGGAGGAGGAGGAGGAGGAGGAGGACUUCAAGCCGUCCGAUGGGAGCGAGAAUGAGAUGGAGACGGAGAUGCUGGACUACGUGUGACGUAGCCUGGGCCCAAGGCAGCACCAGCCAGGGCUCCCCGGGGCCGCCAGCUGUCGCCCGAGUGGCCCAGGAACAGCCCGGGAGGCCCCUCAAAGGAACUGGGUGUAGGUGACCCAGUCCUGCCUGUGACUUGCUGUUUGGGGCUGCCAUCAUGCCCUGGGUGCUUGGGGACAUCCCCCGAAGGUAGUGCCCUCACUCCUGCAGCCAUGAGCCAGCCCAGCGCCCAGUGGGCGGGGCCAGCCCCACUGCUCCCUCUGGCUGAGACCAGACCAGCAAGAGCUGGAGCUGGAGGUGGUGCAGCCGGGGGGCUGGUCUUGGCUUGGGUCUCGUGACUGAUGGCAGCCACGGCACGAGGAGCCUGGUGGCCAGAGACUGUCCUGGGGUUUGAUCCCAUCCAUUUGGGGUAGCCUGACAAAGGCCAGGCCAGCUCAAACUGGCCUCAUUAAAUACAUUUUCCGAAAGA
This is a messenger RNA of Hipposideros armiger (great roundleaf bat), 3676 nucleotides long. It is a transcript of the gene GTF3C5, whose product is annotated as general transcription factor IIIC subunit 5. NCBI's taxonomy places the organism in Eukaryota, Metazoa, Chordata, Mammalia, Chiroptera, Hipposideridae. The transcript is spliced from 11 exons. Gene Ontology annotation, cellular component: transcription factor TFIIIC complex. Gene Ontology annotation, molecular function: RNA polymerase III type 2 promoter sequence-specific DNA binding; RNA polymerase III type 1 promoter sequence-specific DNA binding. Gene Ontology annotation, biological process: transcription initiation at RNA polymerase III promoter. Bases 1663 to 3213 code for a protein of 516 amino acids. The record is from RefSeq and is a predicted model, not a curated record.